AUGGUGCUUAAAAUAGAACAUAGUGGCAACUGGUUUUCAUUUUCUGAUGCUUUUCUUGCAGAUAGUCAAGAAAAUCUCACAGAAACAGAUCAUUAUUUUGUAAGAUCUCCUCCAAUGGAUCCCAAUGAGGAAUACAACAUGAAACAUAAAAGAAGAGGAAUAGCACUGAUCUUUAAUCAUGAGUACUUCUUUUGGCACUUGGCUAUGUCAGUAAGACAAGGCACGAAUGCUGACAAAGAAAACCUUUACAGAAGGUUAAAAGAGCUAGGUUUUGAAGUGAAAGCCUUUGACAACCUGAAAGCAACAGAAAUGUGGGAGAAAAUGCACGAAGUUGCAGAAGCUGACCAUCAUGACGCUGACUGUUUCUUAUGUGUUUUCUUGAGUCAUGGGGAGAAUGAACAUAUUUAUGCAUAUGAUGCAAAAAUCAGAAUUCAGGAACUGACAGACCUCUUCAAAGGAGACAAGUGCAAAAGUUUAGCAGGAAAGCCCAAACUCUUUAUUAUACAGGCAUGCCGAGGAGAGAAACAUGAUGAGCCAGUUGUACCCAUGGAUGUUGUGGACGCUGCUAAAGAACAGAUUGUAAAUGAAGAUGUGGUGGAUGCAGCUGCAGUAUGUUCCAUUCCUGCUGGAGCAGAUUUUCUUAUGUGCUACUCUGUAGCUGAAGGGUACUAUUCUCACCGUGAAACGUUAAAUGGCUCCUGGUUUGUUCAAGAUUUCUGUGACCUUCUGCGCACUCAUGGAUCCUCACUGGAGAUUACAGAGCUCCUCACUCUUGUGAACAGGAAGGUUUCUAAUCGCACAGUGGCUGCCUCAAAAGAUCCAAAUGUUAUUGGCAAGAAACAGGCUCCAUGUUUUGCAUCAAUGCUGACCAAGAAGAUGUACUUCAGGCCUAAAACAUCUUGAAGAAGAUCCCCGUUAACUCAGGGCUUUUAUUUGAUUUUACUUUUUUAAUGUGGAGAAAAAGGGAACACGAUCAGUUUACAGAUUUAAUUGUAUGCUACAUGAAAUGAUUUAAAAGAUAUCUGGCUAGAUCUUUAACAUGACACUUCAUUGUUUGUUUUCUUUAAAAAUUAGUACUUUUGAUAUCCACUACUAUGGUGGUUUGUCACAAGCCAUAAGUUUCUCUUUAAACAUUUUAUUGUAACUGUGCUCUGGUAUCUUUUUCUAAGAAGAUUUCCACUUAACAUUCUAAAAUUUUGCUACUUAUCACUUUAUAGCCAAGCUUGAUAAAAUUGCCUGCAGAAUGUUUUCUGUGCUAGUGACAGAAUGAACAGCUUUUGUUUUGCACAUUGUACAAAACACUGGCAAAACCUGUUUAUUUUCUUCUUAGAAUUCCACUCGUGUAAAAAUACUUAGCUUUCCUAUGAGCAGUAUUGUUUACAAAGCAUGUUGGCUGUUUUUUUUUUUUUUUUUAAAUUCUCCUUUGCUGCAGCAGAAUUUAUUAGAUGGGAUUCACAAGCAAAGUGUACUGGGAACAAAUGAGCCACUCGAAAAGAGAGAACGAUAUAAAUCCAGGCAGUUAGAAGACAUUACCGUAAGGACUGCUGUUGUAUGAAGUGACUCUGAUGGUAAUGACACCCACCUGCUGGCACGGUCUCCAUCUUCCUUUUUAGUAAUGCAACAUUGGAGCUUAUUCCUAUUUAGUAAGGCUGUGCAUUUCCAGCUCACUGCAAAAGGAAUCCGAAUGUGACUAACCCUGUACAUUUUUUUCUUCUUGCUUGAGUAUGUCAGGCUAAACAUCUUUUUGGCAGAACUUAACAUAAAGAGCCUUUUGAACAUUCAAUUUAUAUUUGAUGGUUUACCAGUAUCAGUCUUUACAGCUUUUAUGUUGGAAGAUUUUUGUGUUACAUGUGACCUGUAUAUGUGUCUGCAGAAUACAUCCUGUCCUCUCCAUUAGUAGAUGGCUGCUUCAGCAAAAUCCUCUGAUAAGCACAAUGUCUGCAUCACUGUCGUUUAGUACUUUUAUUUAAAGUGGACUUUUUGUUGUUGGGAGUAAAUGUCAUGAUAAUGUUUCUUAACUUUACCAGGAGUUCAGUAAUGCAUUGUGAGGUUAGUGUCACAAAAUUCUUGGGCUACUUCUUUUUGAGAAGAUCUUGAAGAAAUUUGAAAUUGGUAUAAAGUAACUUAUGUUUUUCAUGUUUCUUCUUUAAGAACUGUAAAACCAAAUAAGAAUGUAUUGAAGCAGUUAUCAGUCAUCUGAACUUUGGUUCAUUACACUAAUGGAGAGACAGCUGUCCCUGUAUCUGUGUGUCUUGAAUGCACUGUUGCCAUAUCACAAUCCCCACACUGGCUAGAAACUGAAAUAGCUCAAAGUUUCACAGCUGUGUAUCUUUAGGUUCUGUAUUAAAAGGAAAAGAUGUUAGUCUUCAGAGAUGGUGAGCAUAUCCAUAUCCUAUGUUCAUCAAUAACUAAGAUGCUUCCUACAGGGCAUAUGGUGACAUGGAAAUUUUCCAUCUUCUUCCACUCUUAACGGACAGUACUGCACACAUGCAAAGGUGAUUAUAUCUAGUUGUUCCCCUUAUAUCCUGAAGACAGCUUUAAGAGACUGCCCUGUACAUGAAUGCCAGUCUGCAGUGGCUGUAUAAACAGAGGUCUUUCAGAGAAAAGCUGUGGAUUUUGCUGUUUAUGUUAAAGCUUUAAUUUUGAGCCAUUGCCUUUUUGUUUUCUUCCAGCCCCAUACUCCUUUAUAGUACUUGAUGUCUUUCCAACAGUUUCCCACUGCUUUUGGCCUUCACUGAUCAAUAUUAAAGAUGAGUACUUGCCAUAUUUAUUUGCAUGUGAAAAGGUCCUGUACAGUGGUGCUUAUUCCUCCAUCCCCACGUCUGAAUGACUUUUCUAUCCAGUAUCUUUGGAUGUAUUUUCCUGUAAGCAGGCAGUUGCAUAACAAUCUGUUCUUUUGCUUUUGUACGUUUCAUGUUGUAAUCAAUUACUGUUUGGAUUAGUCAUACAGCAGAAGAGGCUGAACACUCCUGACUAGUUUACUGUGAGACAUCACAAUAUGUACCAUCAAUAGGUACACAAGUCCUCCAAAACAGAGAAGCUAGAGAAGUGUCUGAAAAGUUCUGAACUUGGGAACAUCAAAAGAGAAAGUUCUGGUGUUUCCCACAGUAUAGAACCUUCUGACAGAUUUGCUGAUGAGCUGUUUCUAGAACAAGACUUAUUUGAAUGCUUCCAGAUACAAACACUGCAGCCCAUACUGUGGACAUAAAAAUAGUCUUCCAGAACACUAUACAUCUCGCCUGGCUUCUGAUACUUAGAUGGGUUCUCCAUAAUUUUUGUUGCACAGUUCAAGCAAAACACCGCCCAUCACUUGGCAGUCCUACCACCAGUUAGGCAAAAUGUUGAUAAUGUUAGAAAGUAUUUUGCAUAGUUGGGCUGUUUUAGGAAAUAGGUCCCUACUCUUGAGUCACUUUUGGAAUCCAUUAGCAUUCUGUUUCACUGGAUCAAGAAAAUGAGACCACUGCAGGUAGUCACAGUGCCUGUAGCAGUGGUGAACUGAAUGCAUCUACACAUGAUAAAAGUAGCCUUAUGACUGUCACAAAUGCCCUUAGUAGUUCAGUGGCAAGAAAUGUUUGUCAGAGGCUCAUAAAUCUAACCGCUUAAAAACAAAAACUGUAGAAGUAUCCUUUGUAAAGUCUGUUUGUCUGGGUGCAGAUACCCAGGAACAUACAGUUUUUUGCAGUAGAGAACCUUGUCUGCUUGAGGAAGACCAACCAAUGUGUAUUCACCAAUUAUAUUUUUAAUGAUAGUAUCUACAGUUAACAAAAAGCAGUAAGAAAAAAGGCAUGCCUUUCUCCCCCUUAAAUGUUUCUGCUUCUCUGAAAAUUAAAUGAAAAGUAUUUAAACAUGAUCUGGAAUCAGUAAUGGAGAAUGAAGAUAAGUGAGGACUGGGGCUAACACAAUGUUUUAAGCCAUGAAAGGGACAACAGACAGCUAUGGGCAUGAUUGAGGUUCAGGUUUUGUUCAGUUUUGCUAGGGUCAUUGUAGUGGAUCUUCUGUGAUCAAUGCCGUAAAAUAAUAAAACUAAUCCAAGGUACAUAUUCUUAUUUCUAAUCCAUGAGAUAAGGGAUGGUCUGUUAUGUCCUUUUGAAAAAAAAAAAUAGUUUCCCUUGUUAUUGAACUCUAAAGCAGUCCCUAUCAGAAGGCAACAUUUUACCAGACACCGUAUUUCUGGUCACUGCAAGAAGGCAAACUAAAUACCUCCCACUUCUCUAGAAACUGGGGAAGAGGAGCACUUGUGAUCAGAAAUCUCAUUAAGGUCCCCUCACUUCUUCCCACCCUAAGACUGGAGCUGCCUCAGCAGCUCUGGUUCAAGACUUCUGAUAGUGCUUUGCUGCUUUAUCCUCACGUCAUCAUGAAGAGCUGUUUGACAGAAUUUAGAGAGGUGAGGAUAUUCACAGCACAUUCUGUUGACAACUAAUUGUUGCUGAAUGUGUACCACACAUCUUUAAUGUCAGGCGAACAUAAGUCUGUUGAUUCUGCUUCCCUGCCCAGUGCUCAGACUAAUUUUCCAGUAUUGGCACUAAGUUGGGGAGGGCUGUACUCCUGAGCUGUCAUCCUUCAUCUGAGCUAUUAAACAGGUCUUGUCUGCCAGUAAAAUAUACAAGUUAAAAAUGUUUAAUUAUAGGAUUAUUUGCAUCUUCAUAAUUAAUGACAAACAUCAAAGCCAGAAUGUUAAAGUGCACACAUUUGGUCUAACCAAUUUUAUUAAUUUCUUUAUAAAGAAAAUCGUGUCCUUGCCAAAUUUCUUCUAGUCAUGAUCACUAUCACCUCGGGUCUUCCCUGAAAAUAGGCCAUGCGUUCAUUCAACUAACCCAGUCAAAAUAAGUAACAAUAUGGAAGUUAAUAAAACUAUAAAUAGAAUAAAACUGAUCAUGGCAAGGGGAGUAAACCCCACACAUUUCAUUUUUGGAAGAAUGGGCCCACACUGCCAACUUAAAUUGAUUUUAGUAGUUUUCCAUUGCAUAAAAAGAAGUUUGGAAAGUCUGAACCCCAGAUAUAUAAAAGCUGCUCUGAGUGAAUUCAUUUAAGACCUUUCUUUUUGUCAUGAUCAAAUCUCUGCAUUUUUCUAAAUAUAGAAUACUGGUUUACAUACAAGUCUUAAAAUCUCAUCACAAAUUUCUCAGAUUUAUGAGAGGUUCUCAUAACUAGCAGUUUUAUUGUGCUCUAAUUCUGUAAAUCUAUCACGGAUAUCUGCAAUGACAUAUAUUUCAAGCAAUCAGACAGUCCAUGUUUUCUUUUAAGGUAAUUGGCUUUUAUUAGUUGUCAUAUAUCUUCCUUUGGAGUGGGACUAGGGGUACAUCCUCCCACUUCCUUACUCUUGGCAAUUAUGCUCUGUGCAUAGAAUGUGAAUUUCAUGACAUUGUAGUCUGUCCAGGUAGUUGAAGUAAAACUGGGGACAUCUAUAAGGGCGUUUUAAUUACUCCAUGGUCAUUGUUGCAUCUCUGACAAAAAAAAACACCCAAGGUACAAGACCAGGUAAAGAAGUCUUACUAGGUCUUUUGGUACAGCCAGUCUCAUUAUGCCAGUUGCUAGGUUGUUUGUUAAAAACAAAAAAUGGAUGUUGCAGACUCAGUGCAGUUGGACUUGCAAGUCCCAGGGUGAACAAGCAUGAGUAACAUCUACUUUAGUACAGCCCUAUCUUGAUAAGCAGAGCUGCCAGACUUGCUUAUAGUAUAACCAAACCUUUCUGUCUUCCUGUCCUUUUAUAUUCCCUUAUAACAGAUGCUUGUAUCUUAGAUUGUGGACUUGCAUUCAGAUACACCAUUUUCAGGUCUUCUGGAACACUUAGAAUUUGUGGAGCCGGAGUAACUGUGCAUCUUGUCUUGUGAAAUGCACGGUUUCCUGCCUAAUUUAUUUUUCUUGUCUGCCAUUUUGAUUAUCCACUGCCUAUAGAAUUUCUCAGAUGUGUAACUCUGGUGUUUGAACAGCAAGGGGAAAGCAAAACAUUGCAAUUUUCCCUGUGUUGAUAAUUAUUGGUGAGAAAGACAGGAAAAACAUGGAGACAGUUUUACUUUUAUAUUCAGAGAUAGAAGGAACAAAUUGCAUGACUCCCUCAGCAUCAACAACUUUAGUAGAGAUAAUCUUAGAUUCUUUUCAGAUGUCUGUUCUCUCCUAAAAAAUAAGCAUAGGCAGAGUUGGACUAUCCCAAUAGAUUCUAUACAGUAACAAGAGAUCAUGACAAAAUGGUUUCAAAGAGCUGUAUCCAUUGACAUGGCACUUUUCCCUUCAGAGAUUCAUUGCUUAAAGACUCUUCAUUUUGUCCAUAUGAAGCCUUAUUCAUCAGCCUUUCAAUACAAGACACCUUGUCUCAGUAGAAGACAUGUAUUUACAUUACUCUAAAAGAACUGAAGGUAGUACACAGGGCUGUGAAAGCUUUUCCAGAUAAUUUUCAGUCAGGACAUUUUCAUAUCAGGACAUACAGUUAUACAAAACAUAAAUAUGGAGGGCCAGUAUGUUUUACAGCUGUGUAGGAAGACCGUGUAAAUGUGGAAGACUGCCUUACAAUUCAUUUGGUUUCUUACAGCAUGUUUCAUGUGUGUAGAAUAAAUUAUCAAAUGCCUUAAGCAUGAAGAUGGCAUUGGGUUAAAAGUGGAAGUUGUGUCCAUGUAUCUUUCUAGACAUCUUACAGAGGUGGGGCCUUUUUAGAUCAUUGUUGCACACUGCAGCAGUCAGGUGAAAAUCUUGUUUUAUUCCCCACUGCACAGUGUAGAACAGUGGUGCACCAUU
Protopterus annectens (West African lungfish) is the source of this 6729-nucleotide messenger RNA. It is a transcript of the gene CASP6, whose product is annotated as caspase 6. Bases 1 to 903 code for a protein of 300 amino acids. The transcript is spliced from 6 exons. Gene Ontology annotation, cellular component: cytoplasm. Gene Ontology annotation, biological process: apoptotic process; proteolysis. Lineage: Eukaryota; Metazoa; Chordata; Ceratodontiformes; Protopteridae. The record is from RefSeq and is a predicted model, not a curated record.